GGGCACCGCCGGGCAGCGGCGCCGCAGCCUGGGCUGGCGGAACCUCGCGCUCCGACUCGCCCCCCGCCUGUAGCCCGGUCGGCGUUGCGGGCAGGCGCCGCUCCGCUGGGGAUUGCUAUGCUAUGCCUUGUAUGACUAAGACCUCUUACCAAGAAUACGUGUCAGACCAUAAAACCACUGCCAAGGAGUGCAGGGGUGGCAAUGAAACAGCCCAACAGGAAAAGGAAGCUUAAUAUGGAUUCCAAAGAGCGUAUGGAUCAGGACGGAUGCUUGGAGCAAACUGAAGAAGAAAAGAAGCCUAAGGAUGGCACAACCCCUUUGAGUCACGUUCCUUCAGCAGCUGCGCAGGGAGCAUGGUCUUGGGAGUGGUACUUGAAAGAACAGAAGGCGGUCGCAGCACCUGUUGAGCUGUUUUCCAAGGAUCAGUCCUUUCCAGAGCAUGAAAAUGGUUUUCAGAUUGGAAUGAGAUUAGAAGGCAUUGAUCCCCGACAUCCAUCGGUAUUCUGUGUGCUUUCUGUAGCGGAGGUUUGUGGUUACCGUCUAAGACUUCAUUUUGAUGGUUAUUUAAGUUGCUAUGAUUUUUGGACCAAUGCUGGUUCCCCUGACAUUCAUCCAGUAGGGUGGUGUGAAAAGACCAAACAUGAAUUGCACAUCCCUAAGGGUUAUAGAAAAGAUAAAUUUGUUUGGAUGGAUUACUUGAAGGCCUGCAAAUUGCAAAAUGCUCCAAAGAAAUUAUUCAGAAACAGAAGUCCUAAUGGGCCAAUGCCUAAAGAAUUUCAGGUUGGAAUGAAGCUGGAGGCCGUGGACAGGAAGAACCCUUCCUUGGUGUGUGUGGCGACCAUAGCAGAUAUUGUUGAAGAUCGCUUGCUAGUGCAUUUUGACAAUUGGGAUGAUAGUUACGAUUACUGGUGUGAUGUUAAUAGCCCUUAUGUCCAGCCAGUUGGUUGGUGUCAGGAGAAUGGAAGAACUCUGAUAGCACCCCAAGGUUAUCCCAAUCCAGAAAAUUUUUCCUGGACAGAAUACCUGGAAGCUACUCAAACCAAUGCAGUUCCUGCCAAAGUUUUUAAAAUGAGGUUGCCUCAUGGUUUUCUGCCAAAUAUGAAACUUGAAGUUGUGGAUAAACGGAACCCCAGGUUAAUUCGUGUUGCUACGAUUGUAGAUGUUGAUGACCAAAGAGUAAAGGUUCAUUUUGAUGGUUGGGACCAUAAGUAUGACUACUGGGUGGAGGCAGACAGCCCUGAUAUCCACCCGAUCGGAUGGUGUGAUGUCACAGGGCAUCCACUGGAAGUGCCGCAGCGAACGAAUGACCUGAAGAUCCUUCCAGGUCAAGCUGUCUGUCCUACUCCCGGGUGCCGAGGAAUAGGCCAUAUCCGUGGUCCACGUUAUUCGGGACAUCACAGUGCUUUUGGCUGCCCAUAUUCAGACAUGAACUUGAAAAAGGAGGCAACACUUCAUGAUCGUUUGAGAGAACAAACACAGGCAAAUUUGGAAUCAGACUCUUCACAUUCAAAAUCAAAAAGCCUCUGUAGUUUGAGCUUCAAUGGAAAACAUGAAAAGGUGAACAGUCAGCCCAGACUUGUACAGCAGGCAAAGUGUUUGAAAAUCAAAGGAAAAGAAGAUAUUGACUUGGAUAAUCUCUUCAGAGGCCAGGUGCGGUGGCUCGUGCCUGUAAUCCCAGCACUUUGGGAGGCCGAGGCAGGCAGAUCACGAGAUCAGAGAUCAAGACCAUCCUGGCCAACACAGUGAAACCCCAUCUCUACCAAAAAUACAAAAAAUUAGCCAGGCGUGGUGGUGGGUGCCUAUAGUCCCACCAACUGCAGAAGCUGAGGCAGGAGAAUUGCUAUUGCUUGAACCCAGGAGGCAGAGAUUACAAUGAGCUGAGAUUGCACCACUGCACUCCAGCCUGGGCAACAGAGCAAGACUCCAUCUCAAAAAAAAAAAAAAAAAAAAAGAGAAAAAGGUGGAGGGGGCGGAGAAAUUCCUUUUAAUGGGUACAAACCACACAAUGCAGGUGACCAUUACUCUAAAAGCCCAGGCUUCAUCACUAUGCAAUAUAUCUGUGUAACAAAACUGUACUUGUGCCUGCUAAAUCUAUGAAAUUAAAAAAAAAAACCAUGAAUCUGAUUUGCUUUUGGUCACCAGAUGUCUGCAGAUAGGCACACAGAGGUGUGAGACAGCACUUUCCAUUUGCCCUUCAUCUCGUGUUCCUCUGCCAUUCCCCAUGAAGUCGUGCUGGGGCUGACCUGCUGGAGGAUGAGACCUGUGAAGCUGAGUCAGCUGCCCCGGUCAUCCCGGCCAAGGCCAUGUCCUCUCUGCUCAGCCAACAACUGUCCAACAAACAUGUGAAUGAGUCCUGCUGAAAUCAGAACUGACCAGCCCACUUGAGUCUAAAUCCCUGACAGACAGAUGUGUGAACUAAGUAAAUACUUAAAAAAAUGAGAUGCUGAUGGUCCCUGAAUUUCUCAAGAGGCAAAGAAUGGUCCCACCUAGCAACUUAUAAAUGUUCAGAAGUUAGAUGGCCACGGAGAAGUAGCACCUCAUGUAUGUUCUCUUGCUAUCUACAGUAAGGUGAAUGAAGGCAUUUACCUUCUCUGCACCCAGAAAACCUAUAACCCAAUGCCCAGGAACACAAGAAUGCUGUUCACCGUUCUGCUGUGCUUAUUAGCAGAAGAUAUGUCAGCUCACAAAAUCCCCUUUGAAACAGAAACUAAAAUAAUGCUCAAUGAUCAUUCUACUCCCACGGGAGGAGGAAGAGGAGCAUAAAUCAGGACAAGAGCUGGGUUUAGAACUUGGAUCACAUGUGGUUUUUCUCAAUGAUCACAAACCCCAGCUUCCUAUAAUUAAUAAUUGGAUGUAUUAAAUAUUUUAUGGAGCAGUCUAUCCAGAGAGCAACUAUAAAAUGGAAACAUGGAUCAGCUUGGUAAAGGGAAAGAUGAAAUUGUAGAAUUAAUUAGUUUGUUCGUGCAUUGAGUAUUUCAUAACAAUAAACUUACUGUAUUUAUAAAGGGAGAAAACUCUGGGUGUAAUUUGGCUGCCUGGUUGUUUAUAUCCUACAGUGCAGUUUCAGUAUGUUUCAUGUUUGUGUGCCUGUUUUAAAAUGUUUUACUUCAUUAUCGUAAGAAGUUUUUAAUGCAAUGAAACUUCAAGCCAGAAAAAUCUUAGAAAAUUAAUGAAAUAGGGAGUAGAGAGAAAUGGAGAUAGCAUUAAACUAAAUACAAAGAAGAAAUUGAAACAAAUUUUUUUAUUUGACAAAAAUUAGCCGGGCGUGGUGGCGGGCGCCUGUAAUCCCCGCUACUCAGGAAGCUGAGGUGAGAGAAUCGCUUGAACCUGGGAGGUGGAGGCAGUGAGCUGAGAUCGUGCGACUGUACACCGCCAGCCUGGGCAACAGAGUGAGACUCCGUCUCCAAAAAAAAAAAGAGUCUCUUCAUUAAAAUAAACCUGAUACUUCACUUGUUUAGUAAAGCAAUGCAAAUUAAUACCUGAUGAUAAAGUCAGAAGAUGUAUAUAUGUUUGUGUUCCUGCUUUCUUUCAUUUCACAGUCUAAUUCUCCCAGACAUGGAUUUUUGCUAGCUAUUUGUUCUAUCACCCAGAAUUUUGAGAAGGCUUAAAAGCAUAUUAUUGAUUUGUGCACUUGGUGCAAAAUUCAAAAGGUAUAAAGGGGUAUACAGUAAAUAUAAGUUCUCUCCCUGAACCUGAUCCUCAGCCUUCAGUUUCCUCCCUUGGAAUAAUCACUGUACACUUCUCUUGUGUGUCUUUCUAAAAAUAUGUUCUGUUUAUUUAAGUAUAUGUGUGUAUGUGUAUUUACACAAGUGAUGGCAUACCGCAUACAUUGUUAAACAGUUUCCUCGUGUCCUUUAGCAAUAAAAUCUGACCAGCAGUUCUUAACACAUGGAGCUGCACACUAUAAGUGACCACCCUGCCCAUGGCCACCUGGGUGGUUUUCAAUGUUGCUAUGUAAAGGAGGCUUAAAAGUGUCUUCUAUAGGUGUCAGCUUGACUGGAAAAUAAAAAGUGUCUUCUGUACUCAUCACUCAUGCUUGUGAGAAUCUACAGGAUAGAUUCUGUAUGUGAAUCUAUCCUAUUCUAAUCCUUUUCAGCAUUUCCUCACUUGUUCAUUUUUCCAAAUGAACUUUAAUAUCAGUUUUUCUGUUACAACUUUUUUCCAUUCUAGUUGGUUAAUUUUGAGAUUGCAAUACAUUUAUUAUUUAACUUUUAAUUUUACCCUUUAUGAACUUGAGCAUAGUAAGCUGUUCCCAUACUCAAACAUUUCAUGUCCUGUAAUUGCAUUCUAAGUUUUCCUUUAUGUAGAACUUGCACCCUUCUUACGAAGUUUAUUCCUAAGCACUUUAUCAUUUUUGUUGCCACAGUGAAUGGAAGUAUUUCUUCUUUGAUGUCCUCCACCUAAGAUUGUUUGUAUGGAAAGGUUGUAUAUUUCUGUGUAUUACAUUUAAUCCUGCCACUGUAAUCUUCUUAUUUGUAAUUUUUUCAUGUAAUUAUUUUGGGUUUCUAGGUAAAUAAACAUGUCACCUACAAA
This is a messenger RNA of Nomascus leucogenys (northern white-cheeked gibbon), 4533 nucleotides long. RefSeq names its product L3MBTL histone methyl-lysine binding protein 4 (gene L3MBTL4). Gene Ontology annotation, biological process: regulation of DNA-templated transcription. Bases 202 to 1746 code for a protein of 514 amino acids. Gene Ontology annotation, molecular function: protein binding; zinc ion binding. The record is from RefSeq and is a predicted model, not a curated record. Lineage: Eukaryota; Metazoa; Chordata; Mammalia; Primates; Hylobatidae. The transcript is spliced from 17 exons. Gene Ontology annotation, cellular component: nucleus.